Lingula anatina is the source of this 1322-nucleotide messenger RNA. RefSeq names its product carbohydrate sulfotransferase 1. The record is from RefSeq and is a predicted model, not a curated record. Lineage: Eukaryota; Metazoa; Brachiopoda; Lingulata; Lingulida; Lingulidae. Gene Ontology annotation, molecular function: N-acetylglucosamine 6-O-sulfotransferase activity. Gene Ontology annotation, biological process: sulfur compound metabolic process; N-acetylglucosamine metabolic process.
UAUAGGUCAUGGCGCUGAUGAAGUUAUGGGUAUGUUUCACUGCCUUCUGUAGCGUAGUUUUCUGUGCCUCGCUGUUGUGGACGUACAAGAUCCAGUCAAGGGUAUUUGAGAACAAAAGGCAGCAACAGAUAAGAUAUGUUGAAUAUAUACCAUCAACCACUUCCAUCACAGAGAUGGAGCCAGUUGCCAACCAGGCAUCAACUGAUGGUUUCACCGUGACAAGAACACUGACCAGUAAAAUAUCAGGCGAGAGUACCAACAGCGCAAUUCACAACACCGACAUGGACCCAAGAGGUGACGCCGUUCUUAUCGUGACCUAUGUUCGGAGUGGCUCCAGCUUGGUUGGGGAACUUUUUAACCAAAACCCGGACGCUUUUUACAUGUUUGAGCCCACGCAUGAACUUGACAGGGCAUCCAUGAAGCGACAUUUAACUUACACCGAUAACUCGCAAAGGACCAUGGAAAGUACAGGACUACCCAAAAAAGAAUUCAUGACGGACGUGGUCAAAAACUUGAUAUCAUGUGAUUUUACCAAGGUUCCUGUCAAUGUCUUAGCGCCGGAGUCACCUUCUCACUGGUUUUUCAUUGCUCUUGGCAGACACAUACAUUUAAGAACUUAUGCCUCAUGCAUUUUAAAGUACAACACAACGGCAGAAGACAUCCAAUGCAUCCCACUGAUAAAACGGGCAUGCGACAAAUCGUUUAAAGCAUUCAAAAUUGUCGUGCUCCGUAUGACAGACCUCGAGCCGAUUUUGAGGCAGUUCGAACGAGUAAAGAUUCUUUAUCUCGUGCGCGAUCCACGGGCUUCGAUUUUAUCGAUGCGAAAAUACAAGCUGAUCCGGCCUGUGACGCUUCAGAAGUGCAACAUGACGUGUGAGAUAGUCAAACGUUGCAAGGAACACAUGAUCCCCGAUCUCGUUGCACGCGACAGGCUACAAAGUCGGUUCCCUGGUCGCAUUAUGACCCUCCGGUACGAAGACUUAGCGGACAAUCCCAUCGCCUAUGCUGACAAGAUAUACGAGUUUAUUGGGCGGGAAAUGCCGGCCAAUGUUAGAGAGUGGCUCGUUAAUACUACAUCUGGUAAAAUAGAAGGGGAUGUUAUGUCUGAUCCGUACGGCACAAGUAGAGUAAACUCAUCGCAAACAGCUCACCAAUGGGAGAGAACGAUACAGCCAUCCCUAGGCGUUGAGGUAGACAGCUAUUGUGGUGAGGUCAUACAAAAGUUGGGCUAUGAAUCAUUCGCCAAUAUACAAUCUCGAAAAAGUCAAGAAAGACUGAGAAAGGACGGCCAAUCUAACAGAGUUCAGAGUAAUGCCAAAUAA